GGGCAGUGCUGCGCUGCUGGUGCUGCCGUACCGGGGGCCGGAUGCGGGGCUGGGCGGGGGGCAGGGCGGGGGGCAGGCGGCAGGGCCCGCCACCCCGCAGCCCGCACCCCCCACCGUCGCGGCCCUGCUGUACACCCCCUUCGCGGUGGUUCCUCCGGCGGUGGCGGAAGAGCUGUGCGGCCUCAUGCGAGACAUGGAGUGGGAGGCGGCCGCCGCAGCCCCGCCGGACACCGACCCGCGGGUCACCCGGGCUCGCGCCUUCACGCAGCACUUCUCCUCGCUCGUGUCGGACAUGGUGUCGCUGCUGCUGGGCUGCGAGAGGGCGGUGGCGAUGGCAGCGCAGAUUGGAACUGAGGAACAGGAGCAGGAACUGCUAAUGGGCGAGCUGCAGCAGCUGGGAGCGGGGCUAGUGGGCUAUCUGAGGAAGAUGGAGAUGAGGGCGACGCUGCAAUACGUGCUGAAUGAGGUUCAGGCUGCAGGUCUUAUUGUAAACCAAGAGCUACUGUUGGAGCCGGAAGACGAUGUCGCCGCCGGAGCUGCUGAACCACCGAGACCCCUUGACGACAACGCCGCUGACGGCGGUGGGGAUGCUUCAGUCGCAGAAGAGGGCAGUGCCGCUACAACCCGCAACGAAGCUGCUGCUGCGGCUGCAGGAGCCGCUGGCGACGAUGAGGGAGGAGGAGCCGUCCUGCGGAAGCGGCGGAAGCAGCAGCCGCAGCAAAAGCUGGGAGGUGAGGGAAGCAGCAGCAGCAGCACCUCGCCUACGGCCGCUGGAGACGAGGCGGCAGGCGGCGCUGCU
Molecule: messenger RNA, 799 nt
Organism: Astrephomene gubernaculifera
Lineage: Eukaryota; Viridiplantae; Chlorophyta; Chlorophyceae; Chlamydomonadales; Astrephomenaceae
Source: the annotation of a GenBank genome assembly